AACAUGAGGUAAUUCUCCGUGAUCCUAUGUGAUAUCUUAAUUGUGUCAAAUUGAUAAUUAUCGCGUCAUGUUCACGUAAUGUUAAAUAUUAGAUACAUUAGAUACGACAUUAAUAAAAUGUAUCGCACUUGCAUCGCGAUACGCGCAAAAGGAUGCCCUCUUAUCGGCCUUGGGGAUCGACCGAUAAUGGCCAGAUUGAAUUCGAAUCUCUAACGGACGAAACACUUGAGGGGGCACUUAAUGUGAUGAGGAAGAGCUUCUUUUUAUACGAGCCCGUAUGCAUGGGCGUGGAUUUGAUGUCCGAGUCUGGAGCAUCCGAGGAACUCAUCAAGCUUUCCUUGAAUGCGGCUAAGGAUGGCGUGAGCGUGGUGGCUAUCGACGUUACCACCAACGAAGUUGUCGGUGUUCUCUUUAAUAAAAUUCAAGUGCCCGCUAACAGCACCGAGAAAAGCUACUUCGAGCAGUUCAGCGAGAAUUGUCGAUACAAGUCGUCAAAGGGCCUGGUGGACUACAUGAUAAACAUAGAUUCACGGAUAAACCUCUUCGAGCACUACAACGUCGACUGCAUCCUCGAGCUCAUGUUCUUGGCGACGCUGCCCGAGUAUGGUAAACGGCGGAUAGGCGAGCUGCUGAUCAGCUCAUCGCUGGAGCUCGGCCGGGAACUCAAGCACGGCAAGAAUGUGCGGACGCCCGUCACAGUGUACGGCAAAAAGGAACUCACGAACAACAAUACGAUACCGACCAUGGUCUCCGGCAUCAUGACGUCCAUCUACUCGCAGCGCAUCGCCACGAAGCUGCACUUUGAACGGUUGCUGGAGGUGUCCUACGACGACUAUGAGUUCGGCGGGAAGAAGUUCAGCGAGAGAAUCGAUCCGAAGCACUCGUAUUCCGUCUUGGUGACCAAAAGGUUGCGAUAGCGAGAUUAUAACAACGCGUAGGCAAGUUAAAUGCCCCCGGAAGCGUCAGAAGAUCAAUACACAACUUAUCAGGGUUGUUCAAGAACGCUGAACAGAUAAUGUUCCAAUGCCGGAUAAUUUGUUCGAGAACAUGAAAAUAUAUUCUUUUUUAUCGGCUGAAACGAGUGUUAUCUCUAUUCUGUAUGUCAGCAUGCGUAUGUGUAGUGUGCCAAUUUUGUGAUAUUAUCUUUGUAUUUACUUUGGUAUAGUCGUCAACUUUUCGUAUCAAUUCUUCAAGAUAGUCAUAAGAAGUUUUUUCGGUGUAAAAAUUUUGCGUUGGGAAAUGCACGACAUGUAUAAUAUUGCCUGAAUUGUGUUAUGUAACAUAGAUUCGAAUACGCUUUCUCCGAGAUAUUCUCUCUAUUAAUUGUAAAAGAGAUGAUGCAAACUUUGCAAAUAUGCAUAGAAAGAAGUGUGCCUUAGAUAUAUAAAUACAAUAGAGAAAAGAAAACAAUAAAAAUGAUAAAAAAAUAAAAUAA
Ooceraea biroi (clonal raider ant) is the source of this 1435-nucleotide messenger RNA. RefSeq lists its product as uncharacterized. Gene Ontology annotation, molecular function: N-acetyltransferase activity. NCBI's taxonomy places the organism in Eukaryota, Metazoa, Arthropoda, Insecta, Hymenoptera, Formicidae. The record is from RefSeq and is a predicted model, not a curated record.